AUGGAACUAAUGACAACCUGUAUACUUAGAGAAUUAUACAAAAGUGAACGUAAAUACAAUGAAGCAAAAGGGCUUGACUUAAAAGCACUAAAGAUCGCAGAGGGAAUUGGCGACAGGGAAAUAGAAGCCGAAUGCUAUGCAAGCCUAGGAAGUAUCUUUGUAUUACACGGUGAAUAUGUCAAGGCUAAAGAACAUUUCGAAAAAGCACUUGCAAUCGCAGAGAAAAUUGGCGACAGGGAAACAGAAGCCAGAUGCUAUGUAAGCCUAGGAAGUAUCUUUGUGUUACACGGUGAAUAUGUCAAGGCUAAAGAACAUUUCGAAAAAGCACUUGCAAUCGCAGAGAAAAUUGGCGACAGGGAAACAGAAGCCAGAUGCUAUGUAAGCCUAGGAAGUAUCUUUGAGUCUCUCGGUGAAUAUGUCAAGGCUAAAGAACAUUCGGAAAAAGCUCUUGCAAUCGCAGAGAAAAUUGGCGACAGGGAAACAGAAGCCAAAUGCUAUGUAAUUCUAGGAGGAAUCUUUGAGCAUCUCGGUGAACGUGUCAAGGCUAAAGAACAUUGGGAAAAAGUACUUGCCAUCGCGGAGAAAAUUGGCGACAGGGAAACAGAAGCCAAAUGCUAUGUAAUUCUAGGAGGAAUCUUUGAGCAUCUCGGUGAACAUGUCAAGGCUAAAGAACAUUCGGAAGAAGCACUUGCAAUCGCACAGAAAAUUGGCGACAGGGAAACAGAAGCCAAAUGCUAUGUAAUUCUAGGAGGAAUCUUUGGGCAUCUCGGUGAUUAUGUCAAGGCUAAAGAACAUUCGGAAAAAGCACUUGCAAUCGCACAGAAAAUUGGCGACAGGGAAACAGAAGCCAAAUGCUAUGUAUUUUUAGGAGGAAUCUUUGGGCAUCUCGGUGAAUAUGUCAAGGCUAAAGAACAUUCGGAAAAAGCACUUGCAAUCGCAGAGAAAAUUGGCGACAGGGAAAUAGAAGCCGAAUGCUAUGCAAGCCUAGGAAGUAUCUUUGUGUCUCUCGGUGAAUAUGUCAAGGCUAAAGAACAUUCCGAAAAAUCACUUGUAAUCGCAGAGAAAAUUGGCGACAGGAAAAUAGAAGCCAAAUGCUAUGCAAGCCUAGGACAUAUCUUUGUGUCUCUCGGUGAAUAUGUCAAGGCUAAAGAACAUUCCGAAAAAUCACUUGUAAUCGCAGAGAAAAUUGGCGACAGGGAAAUAGAAGCCGAAUGCUAUGCAAGCGUAGGACAAAGCUUUGCGUCUCUCGGUGAAUAUGUCAAGGCUAAAGAAUUGCUCGAAAAAUCCAUUGUAUUGUUUAAAAAGUGUGGGAUCAUCGAAUUCGAGUCACUUCUUCACUUGGUUGCUUCAAUGUCAAUGUUUCUUGAAGGUAACAUAUCUGAAGCUAAAUCAAACGCCGUUGAUAGUUUUAAUAGCUUAGAACUUAUGCGACGCCUCCAAGUUCAUGAUAAAUUCAAGAUAUCGUAUUUUGACCGAAUGGCUAGUGCCUACCGAGUUUUCAGUCACUUUCUUUGUAUUGCUGAUUUUCCUUAUGAAGCUUUUUACACAGAAGAAUUUGGGCGAGCCAGGGCCCUUACAGACUUAAUGACAGCUCUGUACUCUGUAGAAAACGAAAUACCAGUCAGUCCACGAACAUGGGAUGAUGUUCAAAGUAUUGUCAAGAAAGAAUGCGACUGUUCUUGUCUUUACAUAUCAUACUACAAACAAUUGAUACAUUUGUGGGUUGUUAAAGCAGGCAACCCUUUAAUUCACCGGCAAAUGAAAGUAAAUGAUGUUUUCGGAUCAGUAAGGAGAGUGGCUGACUUGCUUUGUCUAGCAAUUUACAGAGAGGUACUUUGCUUAGCUCCUGAACAAUGCGAGGAUCGAUCCUGGCUUCCCUCAAACGUUUACUGGGAGCAGGGGUGUGAGCGCCCAAUUUGGGAAGAUGACGAGAAAAUUGUAGAAGAUGAAGACGAGAACCAGCAACCCGAGCUUACUCUUGCUGAUCUCUACAAAAUGAUUAUUGCUCCUGUAACAGACUCUCUUAAUGAGCCUGAAAUCAUCAUUGUUCCUGAUCGCCUCUUUUACAAAGUUCCAUUUGCAGCGCUAGAAGAAGAAAGUGGAAAGUGUUUAUCAGAGUCUUUCAGGAUCCGCAUCGUUCCCUCUUUGACGACUCUAAAGCUUAUUCAGGACUGUCCGGAAGACUACCACAGUCAGACUGGUGUGCUGAUAGUGGGGGACCCUCAUGUUGGUGAAGUGUCGUACAAUGGAAAACUUCGGCAGGUAUCGAGGCUGCCUUUUGCAAAUAGAGAAGCAGAGAUGAUUGGAAAGCUGUUCGGUACUCAACCUCUGGUAGGAAAACAAGCCACAAAGCAGGCGGUUCUUCAAAACAUUCAUUCUGUGUCUCUGAUACAUUUUGCUUGUCACGGAAAUGCUGAAAGAGGUGAAAUUCUUCUUGCCCCUCCACCCCUCACUGAUAGGAAACCUCAAGAAGAAGACUACUUAUUGACUAUGCAGAACAUUUCGAAAGUUCAACUGCGAGCCAAACUGGUGGUCCUUAGCUGCUGUCACAGUGCAAAAGGACAGAUCAGUGGCGAGGGAGUUGUUGGAAUUGCUCGCGCGUUUUUAGGAUCCGGUGCGCGCUCAGUGUUGGCGGCACUGUGGGCCAUAGAAGACGAACCAACAGAGCAGUUCAUGAGUCGUUUCUAUGAGAGUCUUGUUCGUGGGAAAAGCGCCAGUGAAUCCCUUCAACAGACCAUGAAGUGGAUGAGAGAAAACGGUUUAUCCAAGGUGACGCAGUGGGCGCCAUUUAUGCUUUUUGGAGACAACGUGACGUUGGAUAUUCACAAGUUAAAGUCAUCGAAAGGACAGUGA
This is a messenger RNA of Porites evermanni, 2853 nucleotides long. Lineage: Eukaryota; Metazoa; Cnidaria; Anthozoa; Scleractinia; Poritidae. The record is from the annotation of a GenBank genome assembly.